UGCCAGCGUAUGCAACAAGCGCCACCUCCGUAUAAGCAACUCUAGGCAAGCGUCGCCGCUGCUCGACUCGUGUUCUCUUGACCACGCCGUUUCAAUUUCUUGACAUUCUUUGUCGUGCUUCAUAUUGCCUCGACAAUCCAAGUGAACUUGAUACCAAUUCCUUCACAAUCUGUCUGCCCUGUUGAAAAGUUAGCAAGAUGGAAGAGUGAUGGUGUGGUGGCUACAGCGCGCUCGACAGGUGGAUUGGGCUCUUCAACGUGAUUUUCUCGAACAGACUACCUUCACGAGCUGACUCAUCACCACCAUUGGCGCGGACUGGCUUCCCGCUUGACUUUAAAUUUCUUCUCCCACGUGAUCUUCAUAUGUCUCCGAGCCCUCGUCUGCCCUCGCCAAAUUUUACUUCCGUGACAUUGGCAGGAUUUUAAAUUUUCUUCAGUCCGGCAAUGCGGUCGUAAGUUAUCAAAUAUUGAACUAAGCAUUCACAAUCUACAUGCCCUGGACAGUCCUUCUUUCCUCCGACCCUACACUUGACCUUCGCGCUGUCUUUCCUCAUGAAAAUCCAGCCCCACCCAUCAUCGGCCGAUGCCCUUCGUACGUGGUCUCAUGAAGAUCUCUUCGACACGCGGCACUCACACCAGUCCUCCGAGACUAAAACCACCAUGGAUUCUUACGAUCCUUUCAUGAUGAGGGAGUAUCAAAAUCAUAAUUCGACUCUAGCGGAGUUAAAGCCGUUGGAACCAAUGGACUAUCUGAACGUAUCCCCAGAUACCUCUCUAGGACACCACGACUCCAUAAAUAACAGUGAAUGUUCUCCAUCAGGGCAAAUUUAUCGAGGAGCUUUGCUAAGUAACACAUUCCUCGGCUACAGCGGUACUCCCGAACCUGUGUCGACGACCACAUCUCCUCUGUCAUCAUCUGCCGUGUCCGUAAAACAGGAGGAACAUGAUACGUUCGUUGGAGCUGACGACAUCGAUGAUUUGGCUUCGAUGAUCGGUUGUGCUAACACUGACACCAGCCAUCCAACUCAGCCUAUAGCUUUCAGUGAUCAAAUUGAGCCGUCCUUACCUGAACCCUCGCUCACCAUCGACGAUUGGCUGAUGCUGGACAUGAACAAAUCAGAUAUGACUGAUAAUGUCACCAACUCAGGGCUUUCCCCAAAUUCUGACUUGUCUUCACUGGAUUCACAAAACCAACCUUCAACAACGUCUUCAUUGCACACAACUCUCGAUUACUCCACCCAUCACCACCACCACAUCCACCAGCACAUGCACCAACAACCAAUCCACACCCCACUUCAAGCCUUAUUGGCAGCUGGGACUGUAAACAACAGCAACACCAAUUCCUAUCUCCAGGGAAUAACAAUGUCUGAAGACAGCUAUCAAAAGGCGCAGCCUAUAUUAUACAACAAAUUAACUCAACCUCAGAAAGAUUCGUUGAACAGUUUGAGCCCAAGUUUGUUGAAAACUGAUCCAAUGUUCAGUCGAUACGGUUCAUACCCCUGCAAGGAUUCGACUCCUCAUUCGACUGACGUGACGAGCUAUACUGUCACUACAACGGAUGAUAUUUUAGUGACCAAGUUCGAUCCUCGAUACAUGGAGCAAACUCAGCUAGGAUCGCCAGACUCGGAUUUAUCUUCAACACAAUUAGGUUACGAUUAUGGAGAUUUUAAAGGAAAAAAUCGCAGUCGGCUGAACAAAAGUACAAAGUUAGCAAUACGAACCGAAGGGACGAAGGACAAACCUGUUCAUCACUGCACCGUCUGCAACAGAGGCUUCCUCAACAAAUCCAAUAUCAAAGUUCAUCUCCGCACGCACACAGGAGAGAAACCUUUCAGAUGUGAGACUUGCAACAAAGCCUUCCGCCAAAAGGCACAUCUGUUGAAGCAUUAUCAAAUACAUAAAAGAGGAGCAAGAGAUUGACUGGAAGUACAGAGUCCUUGGCAAACGAUGUACCAUAAUGAAAUGCCUGACGAAAUUUAAAAGGACUCCAGAUAGAACCAGAGAUAUUUAUCUAUUUAUUUAUUUAUUUCCUAUCUUCGAAAUCGAUUGCUCGUUGUGGGUAUUACUGUUGCAGAUUACUUGAGUUUGCUGUUGAUUAUUCUCGGUGGACAUUGAAAGAUGAGUGUCGAAAUUUCGCCUACAAUUUUGACAAACAUAUAUGUUGGGGCGGUACGAAUAGCUCAUAAAAGAACGGCAUAUAAUUCUACAAAUAGCCAGGAGUUAAAGUAAAACUUAUUGUGAACUAAAUUUAUUUGAUUUACUGUCUAGCCCUUAUCACAAACUAUUACAUGAGCUUCAGGGCCCACUAGAAUUGUGGAAAACAAAAUCACAUUCAUUAUUUCAGAAAGAUCAUUAUUGCUCGACUAUGUAAUGAAAUUAACGAUUGAAAAUUCGUAUCAGCAGCUGCAACGAACUAUCAGAUUACAAUCGGUUUGGGGAAAUUUAGAUUUGGCCGUGGUUACAUUAAUCAAACGCAACUGUUUUACAACGGAAAAAGUAAUGAAAAAUCUGUUAAAGGGUGUCAGCAUCACAUACAAUUUCAAAGGUUUAUUAGGCUCACGGGGAAUAUUUCCGUGUAUAUUUUCAGGUGAAUUUUCGAUACCUUUUUGAUCAGUGUCACAAUGGAGAAGGACCUGAAGUUAUGCUUGUACACAUAAAUUAUUUAUUCUUCUUUCAUUAUUGUGUUUCAUCCAUAAUAAUUGAUUAGCCACUCGUAGAAGAAGUUUACUAUUCGCUUAAAAGUCUGUCGCAGUGCAAUGCCACUUUGUAACACAGCAGUGCCCGAGGGUAUUGGCUUAGGGCAGGAUGGCUGCCAUGAGUUGCGGGGCUGCGCAGAGGGAGAGAGUGAGUCAAGGGAGGGGGCGAGAGCGCCCUACAUGCUAAGUGGGUCAGCUCGAGCCGGUCGACUGGAGAGCGCGUCUCUCCAGCGCUGCUGCUAUCCGCAUGCAGAAAGUUGUAGCGCAGCAAAACGAUGUGUCAGCUUCUGCAGAACCGCAUCCCACCCAACCCCCUCUGCGUGCGUUGGCUUGUGUCGCUUUCUAGACACAUUUUAGUAUCUGGCAUUGCAUAGCGCACAUUUCAGAGCUAAGCAAGGCUCCGAGCAUAUUAUUCCUGGCAAACUGCUGGGAAAUGUUGACGCUCGUCAGAGCGCUGGCGCUGCUUCGUGACCUUGAAUUCCACUCUGGCGAAAAAUUUGGUCAUGGCCCGAAUUCACUUUUGACGCGCAUGCCGUAGCAAGUCCAGGCCUCUUAAUUACAGUGUUCUAGUAAUUGAAAUAUAUUAGACAGCGCUGUCUACCGAGAUAGGUUUAAUUCCCUAGAUGUGUGAUCUCUAAUAUUUUGUUCAUUCAAGCAUUUUUUCGUUUAUGAAUCUAUUAUGCUAAUGAGUUCUGGUUGACUCAGGUGACUUGUAACUGCGACAACUGUUUUUACUGGAGAGAAAACAACACCAAUAGAUCGUGAGGCCUUUCAAUUUAUUGCAUCAUGGUAACAAUAAAAUAAAGAUACUCUCGGAAAAUGUCGGAGAAGUGCUCCCUACAACAUUUCAUCCGAGAAUUAGACUGUAACAAUUACUUUAUGAUCGAUCUAUUCUCUCCAAUGAUAAUUUUGAACUGAAACUCGAAAUAUUCAUACGAGGACAGUUUUUGUUUCCGUACACUCUGACCGGCCCGCCAAAAUCAGCACUUCAUUUCAAAACCAAUCCGCCGCCUCUCAGGUUUUCAGGUGAAUGGAAGACGUCCGCUACUUCCAACAAGAACCGGAUAUCUGAUUACUUAUAAAACACUACAUUUCGGUGCAUAAAUCGAUAGCGUUAUUUCAUUAUUUUGCAAGAGGUUAGAAAUAAAUCAUGCAUCCCUGUUACAUCUACCACGCAUCUUGGUCUCAGUGUCUCCUACUACUGUUUCCACUUCUACGCUGUAGUUUACUUCUCACUCUUCUAGGGCUGAUUCUGCAGUCCUAGAUUCGACCCACCGCUUUAUUAUUGCAAGUUUGUUGUCGCUUCCUUGAAGUUUACGACUGUCCGUCUGAAAUCAGACGUCUUUUAUCUUAAACGUAUUGUUUACACGUCGUAUGACCUGAAAUUAGAGGAAUAGAUUGUCUAAGUGAUCACUUGUAAUUAAAGGAUUGACUGAUAAUUGAACCAGUGUGACUUGUGUCAGAGAUCUAUCCGUGAGCAUGUAGGUAGUCCAUCUAUUAAUGACUGGUGAACCAUUAAAAUUUUUUUAUUCGUUAUGUUUCAUGACACAUUGUUUUUUAUCCCGAAAAAACUCUGUGGAAGAAGAUACACGAUUCUUCAAUAACUUAUAAGGUUAAAUUCACUUUUUCCACCUGCUAGUUUCAAUUAAUUUUAACCGGUAUUCAGUACUUGAAUGGUUUGCCAUUUUUCAUCGAUAAUCACAAGAUGAUAUUGCAAAUUACGUAUGUUUUGUUUGUAAAAGAGAGACGGGAAUUUGGUGCGAAUGAAUGGAAAAGGUCAUGACAUAUAUAAGCCUUACCCGAGAUCUGUAGCGGCCUUGCAGAAGUAAAGCAUAUGUUACCCACUGGCAGGCCGAUAUUAUUUUGUUGUGAGAGGGGAAUAUAGUUAGCUGUAACUAAUAUUAUUAUUCGAGUUUUCCGUCUUCUUCUGCCUCACCACGGUGUUAUGGUUUGCUGUACAUAUUGUUGCUAUAGAGAUGCUCCAAACACAGGAAUUCUGAUCUGUCGUUUUGUGUAGAAACAAUCCAUUCUCUUUAAUUUAUAACUUUCAUCGAUCGUUCGUCUCAUUCAUGUAAAUAUAGGAUGAUAAAUAUAUUUGUUCGUAAGAAAGAGAUCAAGAAUUAUCAUAAUUAAUUCUUUAUUGUUUAUUUUGUGUGUUGUUGGUCCCGAACGCUGUUCUUCCCUCGACUUGUGACACGAAUGUUUUCACUAAGAUACUUUUCUUCUCGUAGACUAAGUAAAUCAUAGAGCAUUCCUUCUGAUAGCUUUUCUGUACACUUGCACCUAAUCAUGAGCAUGAGUCGUCUCCACAACAUCUUGUUACGCGUUAGUACACAUGUCAACUUUGUUUGGAAGCUAACAUAUUGUUCAGCUUGCUAUUGUACAACAUUCUGAAAUCUACGCGAACAAAUGUAAUGCAUAAAGUCAACUUAUAUUUUAUACCAUCAUCAAAAUCUGUACAGAAGAAGCAUCUGAAUUUAUUUUUGUAACUACUGUAAAACAAGAUUAUAGGAAGUCGUCAAGCUUCCAAAGCGCAGGACUGCAGAGUGACACUAUAGAAAGAUGG
Hyalella azteca is the source of this 5261-nucleotide messenger RNA. RefSeq names its product ichor. Gene Ontology annotation, cellular component: nucleus. Gene Ontology annotation, molecular function: DNA-binding transcription factor activity, RNA polymerase II-specific; RNA polymerase II transcription regulatory region sequence-specific DNA binding. The transcript has 6 exons. The record is from RefSeq and is a predicted model, not a curated record. The coding region runs from base 552 to 1919 and encodes 455 amino acids. Lineage: Eukaryota; Metazoa; Arthropoda; Malacostraca; Amphipoda; Hyalellidae. Gene Ontology annotation, biological process: embryonic pattern specification; regulation of transcription by RNA polymerase II; embryonic hindgut morphogenesis.